AUGUCUACAGGUGAAAGUGAAGACGUCUAUUCUGAUCUGUAUUCCAUCUUCUCCCAAGUAACGUCCAAUACAGCUAAUGACAUCGAGCAACUCCCAUAUGCUAUAACGUUUAAGACAUCUUUAAUCUUCGUUGGUGCUACUGUUGGUGGGUUACUGUUCGGCUAUGAUACAGGCGUUAUAUCAGGGGUUCUCCUGUCUUUAAAGCCGCAAGAUCUUUCUUUGACGGUCUUAACCGACGUUCAAAAAGAGUUAAUAGCCUCCAGUACAAGUGUCGGAUCAUUUUUCGGUUCCAUGCUGGCGUUUCCCUUAGCAGACAAGUAUGGAAGAAGAAUCACACUCGCGAUUUGUUGUUCGAUCUUCAUCUUGGCUGCAAUUGGGAUGGCUGCUGCAAGAACAUUAUCGUUCCUUAUUUGUGGUAGGCUGCUCGUUGGUAUCGCUGUUGGGGUGUCUGCGCAAUGCGUCCCUUUAUUCUUAAGUGAAAUUUCACCUUCCAAAAUUAGAGGUUUUAUGUUGACUUUGAACAUUAUUGCCAUCACUGGAGGCCAGCUGAUAUCUUACAUAAUCGCCUUUCUCAUCAAAGACAUGGAUCAUUCAUGGAGAUAUUUGUUCGCAUUUUCCGCCAUUCCUGCCAUUUUGUUUAUUUCCAUAUUGGAUUUUAUUCCUGAAUCACCUCGGUGGUCCAUCUCUAAGGGUGAUUUUCUCUAUGCUAGGGACUCUUUGAAAAUGUUAUAUCCGACUGCAUCUACACAUCAUCUUAAUAGCAAGAUCAAGCAAUUGAUUAUUGAACUGGAUAAGCUACGAAUAUAUGAAGAUGCGGGUGAGCCCUUACUUGCGCAAGCCCAAUCACUUGUUCGGUACAUGAAUACGUCAACAUCAGAAACUAUUAGCCCGCCCAAUGUCAAGAGAGUUUCCUCGGCUACUGAUAGAAACAGUAACGCAAUUUCUUCCUCAUCAGCGUUUUUAACAGCAUUACGAAGUCCAAUUUCAAACGGUGCUACAACACCUGCUAAAAAAAAAAAACAUAGGAUGGAACCACGCACAAUAAGAGCCCUGGUUGUAGGUUGUGUAUUGAUGUUUUUCCAACAGGCCACUGGUUUCAACGCUUUCAUGUAUUACGCGGCAAUAAUAUUUUCUAGAUUUAAUAUGAAAAACCCUCUAUUACCUGCAAUUCUAAUUGCUUCGACUAACUUCAUAUUCACCUUUUUUGCAAUGUACACUAUGGACUCCUUGGGCAGAAGAGCUAUUUUAUUGAGGACUAUCUGGAUCAUGACUGUUGGGUUACUUCUUUGCAGUAUUGGCUUCGAUCACGAUAAAGUUAAUUUGCUAUUGGCUUCGGUCGUAAUUUACGUUGCGGCAUAUGCUUCCGCAAUGGGUAGUGUACCAUGGACUUGUGUGGAGUUCCUUCCCUUAAAUAGGAGAUCUUUUGGUGCCUCUUGUAUAGCGUGCACAAAUUGGCUGACCAACGCGCUAGUUUCGAUGACAUAUCUGAGCGCUAUUGACGCAAUUGGUAAUGAACAUACUAUGCUAAUCUUUGCAUUUUUCACGGUUUGUGCUUGGUUUUUUGUCUACUUUUGGUAUCCGGAAGUCAAAGGUUUGUCAUUAGAAGAGGUUGGGAAGGUCUUUGAUGACGGAAUUGACGUGCAUUAUGUUUUUCGUACUUACCAUUAA
Messenger RNA from Saccharomyces eubayanus, 1668 nucleotides. It is a transcript of the gene CIN10, whose product is annotated as Cin10p. The coding region runs from base 1 to 1668 and encodes 555 amino acids. Gene Ontology annotation, biological process: transmembrane transport. Gene Ontology annotation, cellular component: membrane. The transcript has a single exon. Gene Ontology annotation, molecular function: myo-inositol:proton symporter activity. NCBI's taxonomy places the organism in Eukaryota, Fungi, Ascomycota, Saccharomycetes, Saccharomycetales, Saccharomycetaceae. The record is from RefSeq and is a predicted model, not a curated record.